UAACCGCAAUCCGUAUCGCUUAUUUACAUGUUUAUGGACAAACAUUUGCAUGUACAGUUAUUUACUAAAUGUUAAUCAAUUAUGGAAACCAUAGUCAAAAUUAUAGUGGUAUCACCAAUAUUUAUUGCGACUUGUUGUUCAUUGUCCAUCGAAACAAACGAAAAUGUGCUGAUCACUCUAUAUACCAAAAAUUCAAAUCCAAAACAAAUGAAUGACAAAAACAUAUACACGGUGGAUACUUCAAAACACACAAUUUUUAUAAUACCAGGAUGGAGGAGUUACACUAACGAAACCUGGCUGAUGAACCUCACCCGAAAUUACUUUGAAAAGGGCGAUUUUAACGUUUUUAUAGUCGAUUGGACCAAUUACAGUUUCAGCUAUAAUUAUCUUAAAUCGUACAACAAGGUGGGAGAUGUAGGUAAAGUGGUUGCAAAUAGUAUACUGAUGAUGACAGGGUCUUCCGAAACGUUUCUUAACAACGUGCAUUUGAUAGGGCACUCGUUAGGGGCUCAUGUGUGCGGUUUUGUGGGGCAAGAGGUAUACAAGGUGGCUUUUUAUAAGCUGGCACGUAUCACUGGCUUGGACCCGGCCAAACCGGGCUAUGAAACCCCAAUGAAAAUUGGAUUUAGAUACAGAUUAACAGAGUAUAGCGCCCAAUUCGUUGAUGUAAUUCACACAAACGGGGGUGUGUUAGGCUUUGCUGGGUCCAUGGGCACUGCUGAUUUUUAUCCUAACGGGGGUGGACCCACACAACCGGGAUGCGCUGUUAUGGACGAAGUAUGCAGUCAUCGGAUGGCCUACUAUUUUUUCAUGGAAUCAAUAUUAUCGAACAAUUUUGUAGCGAAAAAAUGCGCGUCAUGGGAUCUAUUUAGUCAAGGAAAAUGUAACAAAAGUCAGAAGGCUGUAAUGGGUGAAAGUGUGUCUUUAACAACUAGGGGAAAAUUCUUUUUGAAGACCAACCCACAACCACCCUUUGCAAUAAUAAUUUAAUAUCUACAUAUAAUAAAAAGUGUAUAGGGUUGGAUAAAAAUUAAAACUGUUAUCAGUACCACUAAGAGUAAAUAAUAUCGCAACUUAUAGUUUCCAUUUCUUACGCUGAUGUAAAUAAAUCAAUAUAUACGG
Agrilus planipennis (emerald ash borer) is the source of this 1122-nucleotide messenger RNA. Its product is annotated as lipase member I-like. The transcript is spliced from 4 exons. Gene Ontology annotation, molecular function: lipase activity. Gene Ontology annotation, biological process: lipid metabolic process. Lineage: Eukaryota; Metazoa; Arthropoda; Insecta; Coleoptera; Buprestidae. The record is from RefSeq and is a predicted model, not a curated record. The coding region runs from base 82 to 990 and encodes 302 amino acids.